Molecule: messenger RNA, 1203 nt
Organism: Haemonchus placei
Lineage: Eukaryota; Metazoa; Nematoda; Chromadorea; Rhabditida; Trichostrongylidae
Source: the annotation of a GenBank genome assembly
AUGGCAAGCAAUGACACGGUUGAUGUGGAGAUUGGAAAGAAGACAGCGGCCGAUGACAAGGAGAAAGAAGAAGAGAAGGUCUUGAAGGAGUUCCAGUUCUAUCACGGUUACCUACCUCGAGAAGAUUUAUUGUUCGUAUUGAAAAACGAAGGAGACUUUCUCCUACGUGUCAGUGAAGUUGGAAGUGGAGACAAAACGGUAGAACCGGACAUGAUGAGCAGAAGGGCUAUGAUUUUAUCAGUUCUAGUCUCAUUAACACCAGGAACUGAUGCACCUUCAAAGAUGGGAACACCCCAUGCAACUGUUAAGUUUAAAUUCCUUUUGAAAAAUCCGAUUUUACAACAACGGUGGGAAUUUCAACAUAGCGAUGUGCAGUUGGGAAAGCUUCUUGGUGAAGGUGCAUAUGCUGAAGUAAGGGAAGGAACGAUAAAGAAACGAAACAGUACCCAAACUCUUGAAGUGGCCGUCAAAUUGACUAAAGGAACUGGAGAUUUGAGUAAAGCAAAAAUCAAAGAAAUGAUGAGAGAAGCCCGUCUCAUUCGUAAUUUUAAACAUAAAAAUAUCGUACGAUUAUAUGGUGUAGCGGUAGAUGAACAACCGUUAUACAUUAUAUUAGAAUUGGUUAAAGGUGGAGCUCUGAACGCUUAUUUGCGGGCAAACGGAGAAAAAGUCAGUGCAUUCGACAAGGUGGUGAUGUGCAAAGGAGCAGCUUACGGGGUGGAAUAUCUUCAUAAACAAAGCUGUAUUCAUAUGGAUCUUGCUGCAAGAAAUUGUUUGUAUUCACGAGACGACAAGGUGGUGAAAAUCAGCGAUUUUGGUUUGUCACGGUUAGGCGUGACCUAUACUGUACGUGGCGCAAGGAAAUUGCCAAUCAAAUGGCUGGCUCCUGAGACGAUCUCAACGUUCACGUUUUCCUUGAAAACGGACGUAUUCAGUUUUGGUGUAAUGGUGUUCGAGAUCUUCAGUAAUGGAAAAGAACCAUGGGAUGGUUAUACCAAUGCUGAAGUGAAGAAAGGAUUGUUGGAGGGUAAAACGCUGACUUUGCCUGAUACUUGUCCGGAAGAAUUCCGAAAUUUCAUCAAGGAUCGUGUAUACGCAAAAGAUCCGACGGUUAGAGCUUCAAUGAGUGAGGUACGCGAUUUUUCAGAGGGAGAGAAGGAUUGGCAAAUUUGGCCCACGACGGAAAAAUACAAGUUCUUUUAA